GUUGCAGUUUCUUCGCUCGGCUGCUAUGAAGAGCAGUUUUAUAGCCCCUUGUUCAAAAAGGUGUACCUAGAUUAUAGAAGUCAAAUAGACUGGAACAAAUAUCCCGACAUGAGUCACGUGAUCCAGGCUUGUGCUCAGGCUGCAGUGGCGAGGCAAUACACAUACUUUGCUAUAACAAACUAUGGUGUGUGUGUUUGGGGUCCUGACGGGCUUAACGUAAUCAGUACAAGGGAACUAAACUCGUGGUGUUUUGCCGGUCUUGGAGGACUGUGGUUAGUGUCCGUAUACAAGAUUAAAAGCUCAGCUGCAGGUACUGCUUGGCGUUCACUGUCUUUACUACGAACAGUGUCUCACGAUCAUCUAUUUUUUAAAUCAUUUCUUGAUUUCUGAUAGGCGAAACGUUUUAAUGUAGACUUCUUUCCCCUACCAUGAUGCAUUUUUAUUUAUUUCCAGUGGCUACAAUAGGAUCAGGCAGUGUUAGCCGCGGCUCGUUCGCGAUCAUGAAAACAGCUGUGAAAAGUCCUGUUUACCUCUUGUGACUUUGAAAUAAAUUCGUGCAUGAUAAUCCCAAAUAUUGCUCACACCCUCUUAGAACAAAGAAGAAACGUGACUUUUCACAGUCUAUUCUUUCAGUAAUCAAGGCAUAUCAUUCCAUAACCCUGAUAUAGUAGUAAUGAACAGACUUAGUUUCUCAAAGUUUUCAACUGAUUAUAGCUCUCUUGCUUUUGUUAAGAACGAAGAACUCCGGUAUAUUUUUGUGAGAAUUGCGCGCGUCAAACGUCUCAAGAAGCGUUUAGCUACAGAAAGGAAUAUAUCUUUAAGAGCUGGGGAAAAAAUACGAAAAGGAAGAGGAUCGAAAUAAACUACAAAAAAACUAAGAGGAACAUUCUACUCACAUUAAAACCUUUAAAUUGUAUUCUGCUAGUCGAUGGCGGUUGGUCUGAAUGGGGAUCCUGGACAAGCUGUAGUCACACAUGUGGUGGUGGAUCACAAACACGCAUGCGCACUUGCACCAAUCCACCUCCCUCUGGGGGUGGUGCAGACUGUCAAGGUGGUAAUUCCCAGUCCCAAUCCUGCAACACGGAUGGAUGCACAGGUUAGAUUUACCAACAAAUAGUAUACCACAAAAGAUAAAUGUUAAGUUUAGCUUUCGGACCUUUUUCAAUUUUGAAGUUACCGCUUCGAUAUAGUUGGGACUCCCCCGAAAUUCUAGAAUAGGCUUAUUUUUGGGGAAGCCCCAAAGUGUACUUUGAAUGGUUUGUUUACAUUUAAUAUUCAUAUUCUUUCCAAGCUCUUUUCGAAUGGAACGAGUGGAAGUAGGAGAUAAAGGGAGUGUGAGAUUCGAGAGUCAAAAUUUUAAGAGUUGCAAAUUAUUUAAAGCAUUUUCGGUUACAGCGACCAUAUAAGGCCUUUUUUUUUCCCAGACUAUAUCCGACAUGAAAAUGUAUUUUUCAGUCAUUAUCAAUUUCGAUGAAAGUCCCUGUGCAUGUUUCCACUCAUUUGAUAUAAAUAUACCCAUACAAAAGGAGAACAUGAUUGAGCGUUAUGUUAUGGUCGCAGGUUCGAUUCCCGAGGCCGCAUCGUACCAUUACUCAGGGUCUUAAAAAAUAACUCCCAUAUAUUGCACUCCAAGCGACUGGACCUUCGAGUAACUCGGAUGACCACGUAAAAUGGUUUUCCCGUCUCCAGUAGGAGACGAAAAAAUAGUGUCCCUAUUUAGUAUUUUCGUAUACAUUGACAAUCAAAUAACGCGCACUUUUUUAUGUUGAUUCAUACAACCCGAGUGCAAGUUACUCUUUUUUAUUUGUUUGUUUGUUUGUUUAUUUUUGUUGUUGUUGUUUUAUAGUUGAUGGCAGUUGGUCUGAGUGGGGUGUCUGGGGUAGCUGUAGUCAGACCUGUGGCGGUGGAUCACAAACGCGCAUGCGUACUUGCACUAAUCCACCCCCAUCUGGAGGUGGUACUGGAUGUUCAGGAGGCAGUUCCCAGUCCCAAUCUUGCAACACACAUCAAUGCGUGGGUAAGCAAUGCCCAAUGACAUAGCCUGUGUAACAGGCACCGGUUUUUUUUUUUUUUGUUUUUUUGUUUAUUUUUGUUGUUGUUGUUUUAUAGUUGAUGGCAAUUGGUCUGAGUGGGGUGUCUGGGGUAGCUGUAGUCAGACCUGUGGCGGUGGAUCACAAACGCGCAUACGUACUUGCACUAAUCCAGCCUCAUCUGGAGGUGGUGCUGGAUGUUCAGGAAGCAGUUCCCAGUCCCAAUUUUGCAACACACACCUAUGCGUAGGUAAGCAAUGCGCAAUUAUAUAGCCUGUGUAACAGGCACCGGUCAGUUUUCUUGUUUUUUUUUUUUGUUUUCAUAGAGCGCACUAAUUUGCGCGCGAGUCCUCGAUAUUUCUCUUUUUAUUUCGCCGAAGAAAGGACCUGCGCAUGUUCACAUUAUGUAGCAUUCAGAGGACAAAUACGUGGCACAUUUUCUAACAAUAGUAACGUCAGCGGUUUGAAUGCGCCACUUCAAGCGUUAAUCCAAAGGCUUCGAAAGAAACGUUGUUGAAAGAGGCAUUGAAAUUAACUUUUAACUGAGAACAACAAAAAAAUUAAAAUUAACAUAAGGAAGAAGCGAAUAGCAACUCACUUAAAAAUUCCACUAAAUCACAUCUGAAACUAAUCAACAAAUAUUUUGAAUCAAUUGAUCAAUAAAAAAGGCUAUUUGUUUUCAUUCUUAUUCCUUUCUUCUGUUUCUUCUUCUUCUUCUUCUCAUUAUUAUUAUUCAUUCGUUUUUUUUUUCUUCUAUAUGUCAAGUUAAUGGUGGAUGGUCAGUCUGGGGAAGCUGGAGUGGCUGCUCUGUCACUUGCGGUGGAGGGUCACAAACACGCAUGCGCAGUUGUACAAAUCCGUCCCCGGCUGGAGGUGGAGCCGACUGUCAAGGAAUCAGUUCCCAGUCGCAAUCCUGCAACAGCAUGGUUUGCCCAGGUGAGUGAUGUAUUCCAUUUAAGGUGGCCAAUAUCGUGACUAAGGUGCAAUUCUAAUUAGAAUUGGAAGAAAAAAAGAGAAGGCGCAAAAACAAACAAACAAAUUUGUGAGAAAUUCAGCAUUUUAUAGCAGGUUUCUUUCCUUUCCUUUUUCUUUCUUUCUUUUUCUUUCUUUUUUUUUUUUUUACAUUUUUAUUUCUUUUGUGGAGAGUGAGGGACGGGUGAAGGGGGAGGAUGGUUGGGAAAGUUGGAGUGAAGUGUAUUCUUAACAGGAGAUUUCAAGGGCGCAUGGCAGUCGUCUUAUAGCACCUGACCUUCUACCACGAUUGCCACAUAACAAAAACUUGUUUUGAUUUUAGUCAACGGCGGAUGGUCGCUUUGGGGAGUUUGGGGCUCUUGUAGUCAGACUUGUGGUGGUGGAUCACAAUCACGAAUGCGUAGCUGUACGAAUCCUCCUCCAUCCGGGGGCGGUGCCAAAUGCCAAGGCUCUAGUUCUCAGUCUCAAUCGUGCAAUACUCAUCGAUGUCCAGGUAAUUGAAGCACCAUUAAGUUAUUAUAAUAGAGCGUUGUCACUCACGUGGCCAGCAGAUUUGUAAAUGUAUUGGUACAAGAGAAAGUUUUUACACAAGUGAAAGGUUCACCUCCCACACGACUGGUUUGGAACAACAAAAUGGCCGCCUUUUCGCACUUGACGUGACGUCACGUGAAACUGCUCUAUAAUUUGAUUAUUGCGAAAUACCAACAGCCAAUCGGUUGCCAUUUUGAAGGCAGCCUACUAAAAAAAACAUGAGAAAAAAAAUCCGACCAUUAGAAGGUCAAAAAUAUUUCACUAGCAGCUUAUUUAAGUUUUGAUCAAACUUCCUUCCCCCCACCAUUUUUUUUAAUUUUUCAGGCUGUCAAGAGGGGAGCUCUGUACAAGAUCAGUGUGGUCAGCGGUGCACUUGCACUGGUGGUCAAUUAGUGAACUGCGUCCGGAUAAGAAAAGAAUUUACCGACAUGACGCUUGAGGAACGAAGGCUUUAUAUAAAAACCAUUAAGACAGCAUCCACCGAUCCGAGAUUCAAGACGGAUUAUGAUAACCUUCUCAACUCUCACCGCAUCUUGUUCCUCUCAGGUCUGUGCACGCCACUUAUUCCUCUUGUUACCGUUUAACCAUCUGAUUAACAAAACUCGUUAUGUCUACCUUAAAGGCCAUGUCCAUACUAUAUUGGAUAGCUCUUGCGCCGAAACACAGACCGUACUUGAGCGCUUUUCAAUUGAGUGUCGGAAACCAAAACCAAAGUAAUCACAACGGCCAAUCAGAGUAAAGGAAAUUACCAGAGGGAGCCAAUGGCAACUUGAAGUAAACGCGUGUAACCGGCCUGUAGCGCGGGAAAACGCGAGUGACCAAGGAGCGAUUGGUUUUAGUUUACAUCUGAUUGGCUGAGAGGGUGGCGCGAGUUUUCUAGACCAACCAAACAGCACAGUAAAGCAAAACCAAUUCAAUCCUGGAUUACUUUCAACACUCAAUUGAAAAUUGCUCCAAAAAGGGUUUUGUUCACUCGUAAGAACGGUUAUUUCAGCACGAUUUUUGUAACGAAGCAAAGCUGCCCGCCGCGUCAAUCUCUUAAUGAGAGCGUUUUAUAUAUCGGAUGGGUUUCUGUACCUCACACUGGUGCAGCGUCAACAGAUAUUCGGACCGUGAAUGAGGCCCAUCUAGACGGCAGAAUAUUUGAGGCGACGUUUAUGACCCUUUGAUACUUAACCUUAAUACAUACGGUAACCUUAACCCCUCCUGUUCUUUGAUUGUUUGUUCCUUUUUGGUUUGUUUGUUUGUUUGUUUUUUUUUUUUUUGGUGUGUGUGUUAUAAUAUUUUGCAUAAAUUAAACUUUUAAUAGAUAGCAGGUGAAGGUAUGUAAUAUAAGUUUUACAGGAUGCUACGCCUCUACACCUAUCACGUCACCUAUCAUGAUAUUGCUUUUGGUAUUGUUUCAUCCGUUUUGAGUACCGAAAAAGAAGGGGGAAAAAUCGCAUUUUUUGUUUGAUAAAGGCUCACACUCAUACAAGUUACAACGUAACGUAUUAUCUUGCAUUCAAGCUCUCAAAAACGUUAGUUCUACAUGUAUAUGGCAUACGUUUUAGUUGUUCUUUUCUAUGCUUCCACAGGAAUCCACCAACGAGAUCAUUUCCUUACUUGGCAUCGCUGGUUCAUUCUUCAGUACGAAAAUCUUCUCCGUCAAGUCGACUGUACUUUUACCAUUGCCUACUGGGACUGGAGUGCUGUAUCCAGUAAUCCGUUCAGCACGGCAAAUCGAAGUGACCUAUGGCACAGCGCAGACACUGGUUUCGGCGGGGAUGGAGGUGGAAUGUCGUUUUGUGUUCAGACUGGUCCUUUCAGAGAGAAUGAAUGGAGUAUUGUGCCACUUCCGGCGGGAAGUCCUCCGGAGCCGGGUCCGCGCUGUUUGGUCCGGAUGUUCAAUGGAAAUCCCCCGGAUACAGUAGCUGUAGAGAGAGUAUUGAAAACGGAAGUGGCUAACUUCACCGAUUUCGAACUCAUGCUACGAAUAAAUCUCCACGAUUUAGUUCAUUGUUUGAUUGAUGGAACAAUGUGUUCCAUUGAUUCCGCUGCAGCUCCAGAGUUCUUCCUUCAUCAUGGUUUUAUUGAUAAGAUAUGGGAUGACUGGCAGAAAAAGAGCGAAGCUCACAAGAAUGUUUUCUUUUCGACAAUCAAUCAAAACAUGCCGGGUACCCAACUUCUACCUCGAGCGGUCAUCGAUCUUUCUUCUCAGCCAGGAGGCGUAAUCGUCGAAUAUCUAGCACCCCGCGCUUCUACCAGUGCUGAUAACCUUCCAAGAGGUAAGAUUAGUGAAUGUUUUAAUUUCUCGGUACUGCAAUAGAUUUCCGAUGUUAGAGUCGAACUAUUCACAAAAUGGUCCUGUAGGUCAACUAUGAAGUACCGAGCAAAUGAUUAACCCUACCCUCCCUGUAAUUUGAGGGGAGGCUUUGAAGACCUCCCUCUAUAACUUUAAAACCACUUAUGUUACGGCCAGCAAAGUUACACAGCAAAAUGAACUCAUUGUUUCCAACACCUAUAAAGUAUAACUUGAUUGACGCAUUUGACGUCAUAAUGACGUCAUAUUGUUAAAUUUAUCGGAUGAACUCGAAUUUCAUCAAAAUUUCCGUUUAAGGUAGUAAUAAAGCGAAAGUGGUUGUAAAAAUUUUGCUUCAUGCAGGGAUUACAUUUCAGUUCAGCAACACUCUCACUGUCAGUUUCCUUCCGUGUAUAAUUGUUCAAAGAAUUUAUGUUUUAACCCUUUCAUUUAUUUUUUUGCUAUUCAAUUACUUAUUUUAUCAAACCCUAUUGUUACCAGCAAAUCAUCUCUCAUACAUGUCUAACACUGUAUCACUGAUCAUAUAUUGGUACCAUUAUACCUAGGCUUUAGAUUGAGUAAACUGAAAAGACUACGAAGACGUAGACGCAGGCGAUUCUCACAGCUGAGGGACAAGGUUUUCAAGGUUUUCCAUCUCAAGAAAUCUGAGAUUAGAAAAGCAAAAGAAUUCGAGAAGAUGCUGCAACCAAAGAAUUAA
Molecule: messenger RNA, 6532 nt
Organism: Porites lobata
Lineage: Eukaryota; Metazoa; Cnidaria; Anthozoa; Scleractinia; Poritidae
Source: the annotation of a GenBank genome assembly